Messenger RNA from Magallana angulata, 2986 nucleotides. Its product is annotated as toll-like receptor 4. Lineage: Eukaryota; Metazoa; Mollusca; Bivalvia; Ostreida; Ostreidae. The transcript has a single exon. Gene Ontology annotation, cellular component: membrane. Gene Ontology annotation, biological process: toll-like receptor signaling pathway; immune response. Bases 81 to 2210 code for a protein of 709 amino acids. The record is from RefSeq and is a predicted model, not a curated record. Gene Ontology annotation, molecular function: protein binding; transmembrane signaling receptor activity.
AAGGAAAACAAGUUUCCUGUGAGCUCUUGUAGUGAUACAUUUUGUUUGAUGUAAGCUGUAUUUGGAACAGUGAUUAUAAUAUGUUUUUUUACCACCGCAAAUUCACCUUUUCAUGCAUUUCUUUUUUGUAUUUUUAUGUUAUUGUUAAAAUCAACGUAGGGAUUCCUCAUAAUGGUGAUAUAUCUACCUUAGAUUACAAUUCAGAUGAAGUGCAAGGGAAUUGUAGUGAAAAUGGCUGUAUUCUUCAGGAAAACAUUACAAGCUUUGAAUGUCAUGGUGGAGACAAAGAGUGUUUAAAGUACCUUUGUUCAAAACCGCAUGGAACAUUGCGAAGAUUGGAUUUAUCAGGAAACCAAUUUACAAAUAUUCGCAGAGGAUGUUUCAGUAUGUUUCCUUCUCUUGAAAUUCUAAACAUAUCAAACAACGAAAAGCUAGGAUUGGAAAAUUUGUACAAUGCUGCAUUCGGGCUCGAUCAAACGAACAUAAAGGAACUUUACGCCAACAAUAUCAACCAAGUCGGGAGUACUUACCCGUUUCCAAGAAAUAUAUCAUUGCUGCUACUGAACACCUCGCUUCAAAUACUUCAAUUGAACUACAACGAAAUCCAAAUACCAGAAUCUGGCUCCAUUUACUACUUACCCAGGUCGUUGAAAGAUAUUUCAGUCAGAGGAAAUCGACUUGAAAUCAGUCUCAUUUUUGGGGAACUCGUUUGGCUUAAAAAUCUUACGCGAUUGGACAUCAGUUUUCAAUGCUCAACUCGAGAAUAUCGCUCUAGAUCACGAAGAAAUAUACAUUUCAUAGCCGAUUUCAACAACCACACAAACUAUAAGGAUUGCCCAAAAGACAUAGGUACUAUAAAUGUUCUCCAGGUGCUUCCAUCUAACCUCGACAAGCUGAUAGCCACAGGCAUGAUAGCCGGAACAAACUGCAUUCCAUUGUUAAGCACAAGAAACACUAGCAAGCUAAGUUACAUUGAUAUUUCCAGAGAUGGAUAUUACCGAUGGAUCGGUCCAAUUCGUGUUAAUGCAACUUUAAACAAUGUUACAACUCUCAAUUUGUCACACAACCAAUGCAGUUAUAUCAACGACAGUUUUUUUGACAGUUUAACAAAACUUAAAACUUUAGAUAUUAGCUUCAACUACCUAGGAGCUUACUUUCAUCAAGAAAACAAAAGCGGAAAUGUGCUCAAAGGAUUGACCAACCUGGAAAAUUUAUAUUUGCAGUACAAUAAAAUCAGUUACCUUCCAAAGAAACUUCUAAAGUAUAAUAAGGGGAUAAAGAAAUUAGUAAUUAGCAAUAACGCUAUUGACAAGUGGACGCUAGAUAUAAGUCACCUCGACAGGUUGACCUUUAUUGACUGUUCUCACAACAAACUUGGGCAUCUUCCCGACUCAGUUACAAAGAAAUUAGAUGAGUUACGUAAAGAUCACAAUGUCACUGUAGAUUUUCAUCACAAUAGAAUUGCUUGCACCUGUGACAACUUGCAAUUUCUAAACUGGCUUUUCACAACAAAAGUAAUGGUAACUUUGUCUGCAGGAUGCACUGGCUAUGACGGAAAUAUAACCCAGGCAUUUUCAUAUUUACUUGAAGAAUGUAGCAAGGACCAUAGCGUAAAGGAUUGGCUGUAUCCUGUUCAGACUAUUUGUCUUCUCUUCAUUCUAUUUGUCAUCGCCGUUGUUAUUUACAAGAAACGUUGGGCACUCAUCUAUCGCUGGUACUUGUUUCGUCUUCGACGAAAAGGAUACACCCCAAUCGGAGGAUGCGAUGAGGGUUAUCAGUUUGACGCUUUUCUGUCUUUUGCUGACGAAGACAGAGCAUUUGUUGAAAGAGUGGUGUCAGAACUAGAGGAAAAUUCAGAGCUUCAUUUCAAGGUGUGUGUCCAUUAUAGAGAUUUUACUCCAGGAAAAUCCAUUAACAAAAAUAUAGUUUCGGCUGUCCAUUCCAGCAAAAAGACAAUUAUAUUUAUUUCACGUGCCUAUCUUAAAAGUCAGUGGUGUAAAUAUGAAUUACAAAUGGCAAUAACAGAGGAAAGACACAUGGAUCGCAGAUUGAUAAUAAUGGUCGUGCUUGAAGAUAUUCCACACAAUCAACUUUCUCUUGAGGUUCUACAAUACUACAAAAAGAAUAGUUACAUUGUUAAACCGAAAAACGAACAAGAACUGAACUUCUUUUGGAAAACUUUGAAAGGCGUCGUUGCAAACGAUUUAUGAAUGACUAUCUAAAGUUUGUUGUUAUUCUAAGAGUUUAAAGCAUGUACUAGUACUAGUUUUUGAAAACGUGUUUUGUGAAUAUGAUUUGAUUUUCUUUUUCAAUUAUUAUAAAAUAGCUUUGAAAAGGUUCUUCAUAAAAAAAAAUGAAAUAAAGAGUGAAAGAAUUACAGUUUGAAAACUAAAUAGAAAUUAACAAUUUAACUUUGACAACAAACUGUUUCAUUCCAAAUUUCCUUUAAAAUGAUUCUACAUUUUACCAAGUUCUUUAACAUAAUUUAAAAUAUUUGAUAAUGAGAAUGUUAUAAAUAUAUAUUGAGCUAUUAAAGAUUAAUUUUGUUUAGCAAUGUUUCCGGAAGAUAACAACAAAAAAACUAACUUUUGUUAUAAAAUAAUAUAUCUUUAGUGGAGGGAAAUAGAAAAAGUUAAUCAAAUUUUCUUUUGCAUUAAUCUUUGUCAAAAUUUAUCUUCCUCGAUUAAUAAAAAGAUAUUCUAGUAUUAAUGAUUUGGUAAUUGGAGUUUGGACCGUGUAGUAAUUUUUAAAAACUUCAUAUCUGUGUGGUAUAAACUCAAAGCUAAGCCACAUGUCAUUGGUCAUUUCAAGAUUGUUUUGUUACUUGAACAUUAAAAAGUAAAUCAAAUAAAGUUUUUAUCCCCUAAAAUUCACUUUAUAGCGACGCUUUGUUGAGUUUAGUUGCAAGUAUACAUAUUUUCACCACGAAGAUGUUCCAACUUUGGACAUCAUUCAUGUAUAUCAAAAGUAAAAUGGCAUGCAGUGA